AUGAGCGAGGAAGGUGGAGGAAUCAAGAAGAGAGUCAUCAUCAUUGGCGUCGCUACCAUCUUCCUUGUUGCUAUGGUCGUUGCCAUCGCAUUUAGCGUCAACCUUACGGACGGUUCCGAUGCCGAAGAAGCUGAGAACCACAUUGUUGCCUCUGUGAAAGCGGUGAAAACCAUCUGUAAACCCACAGAUUACCGGAAAGAAUGUGAGACAAGCCUGAGACAAGAGGCUGGGAACACCACAGACUUCAGAGAACUCAUUAAAAUUGCAUUCAAUGUAACCAUGAAGAAAAUGAGUAAAGGACUCAGAAAAACAGAUCUCUUGCGAGAGGUUGAGACUGACCCCAGAGCCAAGAUGGCACUUUCAACAUGCAAGCAACUCAUGGAUCUUUCCAUCGGGGAAUUCAAGAGAUCAAUUGAUAAAAUGGGCAAGUUUAAUCUCGACAAUCUCCACAACAUCCUGAGUAGUUUAAGCGUUUGGCUUAGCGGUACCAUCACUUACCAAGAGACUUGUUUGGAUGGCUUCAAGAACACCACCACCGGAGCAGGGAAGAAGAUGAGGGACAUUUUGACCAGUACCAUGCACAUGAGCAGCAAUGCCCUGGCCAUCAUCGAGGAACUUGCAAAUACUGUCUUGGAUAUGGAUGGAAUGGCAAGUGGGGAUCGCCAGCUUGGCGAGAAUGAUCAACAUGUUUUCAGUAACGGUGAGGCUAUUCCCUCGUGGGUUGCUGCUGCUGACGAUGAUGAUUGUGAUGAUGGUGGUGUUGGUGUUCGCAGACUCCUUCAUGGAAGUUCCCACAAACUCAAGGCUAAUGCGGUUGUGGCCAAAGAUGGUAGUGAAAAGUUCAAAAGCAUCAAUCAGGCACUGAAGAUGGUGCCUAAGAAGAACAAAAAGCCAUUCGUGAUUCAUAUUAAGGAGGGUGUUUAUCAUGAGUAUGUUGAAGUCACUAAAACAAUGACUCGUGUGGUGAUGGUGGGUGAUGGUGGGAACAAGACACGAAUCACUGGCAACAAAAACUCUUUAGAUGGAACCACUACUUACAGAACCGCCACAGUUGGGUUUGAGAAUUCUGCUGGCCCCGACAAACAUGAAGCAGUAGCCUUAAGGGUCCAAGCAGACAAGGCCAUUUUCUACAGAUGUUCAAUGGAUGGGUACCAGGACACACUGUACGUUCAUACCAUGCGUCAGUUUUUUCGGGAUUGCACCAUUUCAGGCACUACAGACUUUGUCUUCGGUGAUGCAGUCACUGUUUUUCAGAACUGCACUUUCGUGGUGAGAAAGCCAUUGAAAGACCAACAAUUAAUUGUGACAGCACAAGGUAGAAAGGAGAGGCACCAACCAUCAGGAAUAGUGAUCCAAGGAAGCUCUAUUGUGGCUAAUCAUACAGUGAAGUUAGAGAAGAAGGCUUACCUAGCUCGUCCAUGGAAGAGUUACUCGAGGACCAUCUUCCUGAACAAUUACAUGGAGGAUUUGAUUCAACCUGAAGGGUAUACACCAUGGCAAGGACUACGGGGUCCUUCAGGUAUGAACAAUUGUUUCUAUGCUGAGUACAAUAACAAGGGUCCUGGUUCAAACAAAUCCGAGCGUGUAAAAUGGCGUGGGAUCAAGGAACUCACUUCAGAAUCCGCAAGCAGUUACUCACCGUCCAUAUUUUUUCAUGGAGAUGAUUGGAUUAAAAUUACUAGGAUUCCUUACUACUCAACCACCGUCCCCAGGCAUUAA
Molecule: messenger RNA, 1719 nt
Organism: Sphenostylis stenocarpa
Lineage: Eukaryota; Viridiplantae; Streptophyta; Magnoliopsida; Fabales; Fabaceae
Source: the annotation of a GenBank genome assembly